Messenger RNA from Lates calcarifer (barramundi perch), 2098 nucleotides. RefSeq names its product protein tyrosine phosphatase non-receptor type 7. Gene Ontology annotation, biological process: protein dephosphorylation. The transcript has 11 exons. Gene Ontology annotation, molecular function: protein tyrosine phosphatase activity. Bases 424 to 1695 code for a protein of 423 amino acids. NCBI's taxonomy places the organism in Eukaryota, Metazoa, Chordata, Actinopteri, Centropomidae. The record is from RefSeq and is a predicted model, not a curated record.
ACACACAACACACACAGAAAGAGAGAGUUUACUCAUUUUUUAUCUCUUCAUCAGGCUUCAGGCAGGUUGAGUUUUCAGGAGAGCAUGUGCUCUGUUCGUCUGUGAUGUUACUGAUGACUGAUCUGUGGAGUCUGACAGCGGCUUCGUCUCGUCAUCACAUUAAUAAUUCACUUGUCAUGUCAAACUUCCUUUAUUGAGGCUGGUGACAACAACAAAACUGAUUCAGUUGCGAGAGCUGACAGAAGUAACACGUGGAGUCGGAGCUUAACGUCUCGUUUUUUUGCAAGGGAACUCCCUCAAUGGCAGACACAUCGAGUGAGUGCAGAGCAGAUGGGUUUUUGAGUUGAAGAGACUUGAGAAAGGACAGAAUGCAUGGUGUUGUGAUUAACACCUAGGACCGAGUCAAACACACACAAACACACUAUGAGUAUGUCAGCAGUGCGCUCAGCCUCCCCUCCCUCUGAGGACCCCAUCACACCUCCACCGAUGACCACGCCUCCUCGCAAAGCCUCAGUCCGCCUGCAGGAGAGGCGGGGCUCCAACCUGUCGCUGCUAUUGGACGUGAGCAGCCUGGGGGCGGAGCCUGUCUGCUCUGUCUCCACUCCAAAGGAGGUGUGGCUUCAGCUGCUUCACACCUCCACCCGACCGCUCACACACACACUGCUGCAGCAGGCUGCCAAGGACACAAACACACUGAAUGUAGAGUACCAGAAGAUCCCUCCGAACUUUGUGAGCACUGCAGAGCUCGACGUUCCAGGACACAACAUGAAAGACAGAUAUAAAACCAUCCUACCCAACCCUGAGAGCCGGGUGAUCCUGAGGAGCCCAGAGGAGGAGGCAGGACCAGAUCGCUACAUCAAUGCCAACUACAUCAGGGGCUACAAAGGGGCUCCGAGGGCCUACAUCGCCACCCAGGGGCCGAUGGUGCACACUGUGGGCGACUUCUGGGACAUGGUGUGGCAGGAGAGGAGCAGCAUCAUCGUCAUGGUUACCAGACUCAAGGAGAACAACGAGAAAUGUGAGCUGUACUGGCCGCAGCCGACGGCGAGGACGAAGAGGGUGAAGGAGGAGGAGGAGGACGAGGACAAGGAGGGGCAGGGGAAAGAGGACGAAGACGAAGGAGAGACAAGUCGAUUGGGCAGAUUCCUCCUCAGAGUGAGAGACAGCCGAGAGAAAGACGGCUUCACUGUCACCGACAUGGAGAUCCAGCUGUGCUCCGAGCGUCGUCCCGUCAGACACUACUGGUUCACCUCCUGGCCCGACCACCACAUCCCACAAUGCACCGCUCUCCUGCUGCGGCUGGUGGAGGAGGUGGAGACGUACAGCAGGUCCCUCCUCCCGCCCGGCUCUCAGCCAAUCACAGACCCCGCCCCCGGGCCUGGACCAAUCAUCGUCCACUGCAGUGCAGGUAUAGGGAGGACAGGUUGUUUCAUAGCCAGCAGUAUCGGCUGUCAGCAGCUCAGAGAAACCGGUCAGGUUGACAUCCUGGAGACGGUGUGUCAGCUCCGACUCGACAGGGGGGGUAUGAUCCAAACCACAGAGCAGUACCAGUUCCUGUACUCCACUCUGGCCCAGUACAGCUCCCAGCUACAACACAGCCAGGAGCAGAAUCAGAACCAGCAGAGCCCAGAGGACCAGGUCAGCAUACAGCUUCAAAACCUCCAGCUGGACAACACACAGAACCAGAGGCACUGAUACCACACAGAACCUCCAGAGGCUUAGCCAGACACACACCUGAAGAAACCCAGGACACCUCAGAACCAACAGAACCAGAGACGGACAGGAAAUGACACCAGCAGCAGAACCCAAAGACCUGAUGCAGCGAUGGAGGGAGAGCUGGGGAACCAGCAGUUUCAGACGAGUCAGGAUCCCAAAAGAAAAAGAUAGUUUGUCCCAACUCAGCGUUAGACUGAACAUCAAGAGGACCUGAAGAGAACCCAGAGUGUCGUGUUCAUCCUGGACUGAGAAUCUCAGAAAACGGACCUGAACCGAGAAGCUCGAACCAAAAGAACCAAGUAGAAAAAACACGCCUGUUCAGGAAAUGUCCUUCCAGAUAUUAAUAUUAAAAUCAAAUCAAAUAAAACCCAUUCUUCUUUGA